CCUUCGUAACAUCGCGAUGCAGUUCCUGGUCCUGGCAGUGCUAGCAGCCUCGUGCUCCGCGGCGCCACAGAUGUUCCGCGCUGUGUCGGGGGACAUUUUCUUGCUUCGCUCAGACAUCCCAGCAGUUGUCAAGAUCGCUGAACCAGGAAUAAACCUUGCUGCUCCUCUUGCAGACACUGUCGCCUUUGUCCCUGUCCCUGCCCCUGUUCCUGCUUUCAAGGCAGCGGAAGUCGUUGCUUCCGUUGGUCCUGUUCUCGAGAGCACAGCAGGUGUGGCCCCUGUGGUGGUCAACCCUGUAGUCGAGAGCGCAGUUGUGUCUGUUUCUGCCCCUGUAGUUAAGAGUGCAUCAGUUGUGGUUCCUGUUGCCCCUAAAGUCAAGAGCGCAGAGAUCGUGGCUGUGUCUGCUCCUGUAGUGGUUGACCCUGUAGUCAAGAGCGCCUCAGAUGUGGCUCCUCCUACCCCAGUAGCUGAUCCUGUAGUAAAGAGUGCAGUUGUGGCUGUUGCCCCUGUGGUAGUUGAUCCCGUAGUCAAGACCACAGCAGUUAUGGCUCCAACUGCCCCUGUAGCUGUGGUCCCAGUUAGCCCGGUGGUCAAGAGUGCAACCAUUGUGGCUCCUGCUGUGCCUGUGGCAGUUGCCCCUGUAGUUAAGAGCGCUGUCCCUGUAGCAGUAGUGGCGCCGCCUGAGCCCCUCAUGGCCCCUGAACCCCCCAUGCCGUCCCUCAGCGUCCCUCACGUGGGAGGCCAAUUCCACGGCGUCUGCGGCCAACACCUUACCCUCCAGCGACUUGCUCCUUCGCCUCAGCGUCCAAGGCCAUCCUGA
Penaeus indicus is the source of this 820-nucleotide messenger RNA. Its product is annotated as calphotin-like. Lineage: Eukaryota; Metazoa; Arthropoda; Malacostraca; Decapoda; Penaeidae. The transcript has 3 exons. The record is from RefSeq and is a predicted model, not a curated record. The coding region runs from base 17 to 820 and encodes 267 amino acids.